Molecule: messenger RNA, 1614 nt
Organism: Catharus ustulatus (Swainson's thrush)
Lineage: Eukaryota; Metazoa; Chordata; Aves; Passeriformes; Turdidae
Product: T cell receptor alpha chain MC.7.G5-like
Exons: 6
Biological process (GO): B cell receptor signaling pathway; complement activation, classical pathway; positive regulation of B cell activation
Cellular component (GO): blood microparticle; external side of plasma membrane; immunoglobulin complex, circulating
Molecular function (GO): immunoglobulin receptor binding; antigen binding
Source: RefSeq, a predicted model, not a curated record
CUUAAGCUGUUGGUGUUUGUUUAUCCUUGUCUCUCCUGGGCUGCAGGUUGCCUUUCUCGGGUGAAGACAGUGGCCUCAGGCCCUGCAGUAGGGAAGAUCUCGGAGUCUGUCUGGCUCACCUGUCACAUCUCAGGUGUGGCCAUCAACAACAGCAACUACGCGUGGGACUGGAUCCGGCAGACUCCUGGCAAAGAGCUGCAGCACUUAGUGAUGCAGUAUCCUUUCACACAGCUCCAGCACAUCGCUUCAGCCUUCCAGAGCCGAGUCAGCAGCUCUGCAGACCCCUCCAGGAACCAGCUGUGGCUGCAACUGCUCUCGCCAGCAGCUGCAGACACAGCCACCUAUUUCUGCACCAUGAGAGAACUUGAAAAGGGCACAGUGCUUGAAAUGCAGGCAAGGCCGGGGCAGAAUUGGAAGGAGGGGUUUAAAAAUCUAGCCAGAUCUUUUGUGGUUGCUGCACUGCAAGGCUCUUCCCAGCCUUCUCAAGACUACAAAAGACUACAAAAGACUACAAGAGACUAUGUUACUGCUGCACUUGUCUUUGGGAAUGGAACUCAACUGACCGUGGAGCCAAACGUUCCGAAAAAAUCCAUCCCUCACGUCAUUGUGAUGAAAUCAAAGAAACUGGAAGAAGGUGGCAGCCCUGGGAAAGCAGCUUGUUUGGCAAGGAAUAUUCACACAAAGAGCAUCAGCCUGGAGAUGCCCUCUGAGGAGCUCGUCUAUGAACAGAGCACAUCCAUUUGGACAUCAGAGGGGUACAAUGCAAUUAAAGUGGUCACUGUGGCAAGAGACACAGAGGUGACCUGCACGGCCAAAUUCGACAACAGCACGAUGACAAAAACACAGUCAGUCCUGAAGUUUAAAAUGCCUUUUCUUUAUCAUGCUGCAGAAGAGGAGGCUGAAGAAGCAGUGGCAGGGACCAGUGAGAGGGUUUGCAACAGCACAGAGCCCUCAGCACAAGAUGCUGAAGGGCAGAGAGUGAACAUGCUGUCCAUGGCUGUGUUGGGUUUGAGAGUCCUGCUGGCAAAGAGCAUCGCCUUCAACACCCUCAUGAGUAUCAAGUUGUUUCUGUUCUGAGCUGAGGGAGCUCUCAGCUAUCAAACACUGCUUCCUAGGCCCAAUUUCAUUCCAUGUCGUUUCAAGCCCCCUUUGCUGUUCCAGUCCUGGAGAAUGAAGGCAAGAGGAACCCGAAGAAGAGCAGGAAAGAACGUGAAGCAGCAGCACAAGGGGCUGGAACAAGCAGAGCGAGAGCAGCUGACAGAGAGCAGCCAGGACACAAGGCAGCACCUUCCCCUGAAGCCAUUGAACACUGCUCACUGCUGCCUGGCCAGCUCAUUUCCACUGAACAGCUUGAAGUGCUUUUGCUCUUUGCUCUCCUCUGAGAACUGAGGGGAGUGCAUUUAUCCUCAUCCUCCUGCUAAGUCAUCUCCCCACUCUUGUGCCAUUUGCACACAAGUGUCCAAGCUGCUUCAAUAGCUUUGUAAACUCCAAUAUUCACCCUAGAUAUGUGGCUUUCUAAUAAGUGUGUAUUUCUGAGUAGUAGAGCUGUGUAGGAUCUGCAGUGUCAUCGUUAAUCCAGAUAAUGUUCAUUUCUUAAUUAAGCCUGUAUUUCUU